AUGUCAUCGAAAAAUAGUUCAACGGGUAUUUUUCUCGUGUCACCAACAAAACUUAUAUCCGCCGUAAUAAAAUUCUUCACAUACGACUACAGUAAACAGAUAGACGAUAAAUUUCUCGAUGACCCACAAAGUGACUUUUCGUCGAAAUGUUCAACACCUUCGUGUGAAGCAUUAGAAAUUUGGCCAGAUGCUGUCGUGCCGUUUGAUAAUGAACAACUGGCAGUACACCUCGAAAACCCAUUUCAUGAAUUUGACGAGGUAACAGAAACAUCUUCAGUCAAAGCACAAAACAUAUAUGCAUCAAAAUCAUACUUCACAAAUGACGAAGACGAUGACAACUUACAAUGUUUACAAUACAAUGAAGAAUGCAGCUUCUUCGGUAGUAUAUUUGGCUCUGGAUAUUCAGCAGAUGAAGAUAUACCACGAGGUGAAUUCUGUGACUAG
Molecule: messenger RNA, 444 nt
Organism: Ambispora leptoticha
Lineage: Eukaryota; Fungi; Glomeromycota; Glomeromycetes; Archaeosporales; Ambisporaceae
Source: the annotation of a GenBank genome assembly